AUGUUGUAAUUGAUAAUGAAUACAUAAUAGUGAAAAAUAUUUAUAAGGGAAACACCUACAAUUUAUACAUAGGUAGAGAUUGAAAGCCUAGCUAGCUGUAAAAAGAGAUUGUUCUGAUGAUUAAACCAAGUUUGUAUUGAUCAAAAUGCGUAGGUAGCCAAUUCCAUUUAUAUAAGAACUAAUGCCUCAGAACAGAAUUUUGAGUAGUAUUUCUUGAAUAAACUAAAAGACAGUAAAGUAAAAUUUUUAUAUAGGUAAAUGUACUACAAGAAUUCUGUCAAUAGGUGAAUAAAUAAUUAAAGAAUAACUCUAUCAUUAUUAAGUUAUGGAACGUCAUGGUCCUUCUUUAAAAUUACUUUACAAUUACUUAUCCAAAAAUAUUCCUAUUACAAUAUUAUGUUUGAUAGCAAUAUAAACUGUAUAUAUUUAUAAGUAUAAUAGAUUACUUGUUUAGAGUAAAUUCAUAAACAAUAAAUUAUACAUAGGAAUAUUAGACCAAAGAAAUUAUUAAUCUCUUAAAGUGGUUUGGAAAUAUUAUUGACUGAUUUUAAGUAUGCUUGUAGAUAUAGGAAACAAUAAAAUAAUAUCAUUGUUAAUGAUACUUUACGUAGUUCUUCUAAUAAACGAUUUCUAAAUAAAUUUUCAAGUCUAAAUCAACAUUUAGAAUAAGGUAAUUAUAAUAUAUAAUAGAAUUUAGUUUCUUCACCUAAAGAUGAUCUCGAGUCUCUAGCCUUAAUCAUACUAUAUUAUGGAGGAUUUGCUUCGAUCUUAGAUAUCAAAGAAGAGAAUAAAGGACUUAAAAUAAAAAAGUUGGAAUAAAUUAAAUUAACUCUACUACCAGAACUAUCAUUUAAAGGAGCACCUUUAGAAUUUAUUUAAUAUUAUAAUGGAGUUAAAUAAUCAUCUUUUAGUGAUUAUCCAUAAGAUUAUGAAAAAUAUAAAUAGCUUUUUCGUAAAUUAUUGAAUGCUUGUGGUUAUACAGAGAAAGAUGUAGUUUAUCCUCAUUUAUAAAUGAUGAAAUAAUAUCAUUAUAAUGUAAAUGUGAUUAUAGAGGAAUAAGAAACCUAAGCAUAAUUGGAUUCAAUAGAUGAAGAUUAAAGUGUUUUUAGAAAAAUAAAAGAAUUAGAUGGAAAAAGAUUUCAUAGAUUAAUUUCUUUAGAAAAUUACAAAUAAAGCUCUCAGAAAGAAUGA
Molecule: messenger RNA, 1191 nt
Organism: Paramecium primaurelia
Lineage: Eukaryota; Ciliophora; Oligohymenophorea; Peniculida; Parameciidae
Source: the annotation of a GenBank genome assembly